AUGGAGCCUAUUAUUCUUAACCCAACCUUCAUUUCAUUUCUUUGUCUGACACUUUUGCUGCAGUUUACAACUUCGCAGGAUCUACAUGAUGUCUACUUAAAUAGCAAUUGUUCAGAUAAUAGUCAAUUUGAGCAAGGUGGUGAAUACCAAACCAAUCUUCAUUACCUCCUAUCAAAUCUCACCUCGAAUUCCGGCACACAAAAGUUCUACAAUUUCACAUCUGGAGAAAACCCAAAUACAACAAUCUAUGGCCUUUUCCUUUGCAAUAUUGCUGCUGACAAUCAGCUUUGUCAAGACUGUAUUCAGACAGCAGCAAAUGGAAUUCUACAAACAUGUCCGUCGAGUGUAGAAGCCAUCGUUUGGUACGCGUUGUGUAUGUUACGCUAUUCAAACCGCUCGAUAUUUUCCAUUAAUGACGUUUCCAUAUAUAUUCCGAUGACGGAAGGUCCGGCAGAGUACGGUCAGUUUGAUCAACAGGUGUCGAAUGCAUUUAUCAGUCUGUUCGAUGUUGCCGCAUCUGAUGGGAAUUCAUCGUUGACUUCAGCCUCAACAGCAAGUCAAUUAGGAAAUGUAAUGUUGACUACAUCAGUUGAGUGCACACCAGAUCUGAGUCCCUCUGAUUGCCGCAGUUGUUUAAGAACUGCACUUGGAAGGCUUCAGACAAAUGGUCAUCAAGCUGGAACACUUCUACAACCAAGUUGCCGAUUGAGCUAUUCUAUUUUUGAUCUUGCAUCUUUCUUUGCUACAACACCAAAUAAGAAGUUGCACAUCGGACUGGGAGUUAUAUCAGGAUUUGCUACCAUAUUAUUGGUCGUGAUAGUUAUAUUGAUCUUUUUUCUAAAGAGAAGAAAGGCCAAAAAAAGACCAGCUGGGCUAGAAGAGAUCGAAAGCAUGGAAAACUUGCAGAUAGAAUUUGAUGCCAUCAAAACUGCCACAUACAACUUCUCUGAAUCCAACAAGCUUGGACAAGGUGGAUUCGGUAUUGUUUACCGGACGUUGACCGAUGGACAGGCAGUGGCGGUAAAGAGGCUUUCGAAUGCAUCAGGACAAGGAAUCCGAGAGUUUAAGACAGAGGCCUGCUUAGCUGCAAAGCUUCAACAUAAAAAUCUUGUUAAACUCUUUGGAUUCUGCUUGGAAAGAGAUGAAAUGUUGCUAAUCUACGAGUUUGUGCCUAACAAGAGUCUUGACCGAUUUUUAUUUGAUGCCAAACGCGGAGCAUUGUUGAAGUGGGAAAACAAGAUCAUAGUAGGAAUUGCACGAGGUCUUUUAUACUUACAUGAAGACUCGUGCCCAAAAAUUAUACAUCGGGACCUCAAACCGAGUAACAUCUUGCUAGACGGGGAGAUGAAUCCCAAAAUUGCAGAUUUUGGCAUGGCAAAACUUUUUGGAGGAGAUCAAACUCAAGGAAAUUAUACUAGUAGAAUUGGAGGAACAUUCGGAUACAUGGCUCUAGAAUAUACAUCAACUGGUCACUUCUCGAUCAAAUCCGACAUUUUUAGUUAUGGUGUCAUACUUUUGGAGAUUAUCAGCGGAUUGAGGAAUCUUAGCUUUGGCACUAAUGCACAAGAGAAGAGCCUCUUAAGCUAUGCAUGGAGACUUUGGAAUGAAGGGACAUGCUUGAACUUAGUAGAUUCAGCACUAGGGAAUGAUUUUUCCAAAAAUGAAGUUGAAAGAUGUAUACAAGUUGGUUUGUUAUGCACUCAAGAAGAUCCGGACAAGAGGCCAAACAUGGCUUCAGUGUUAAUCAUGCUUAACACCCAAUUAAACAUUAAUCUCGCAUUGCCUACUUCUCCUCCAACUUUACCUUACAAGCAAGAAACACCAGCUGUUUCACAUGGAAGCUCUAGGUUCCCAACAGAUGAUAUUAUCUCCGAGUUAUGA
Messenger RNA from Spinacia oleracea (spinach), 1881 nucleotides. Its product is annotated as cysteine-rich receptor-like protein kinase 44. Bases 1 to 1881 code for a protein of 626 amino acids. Gene Ontology annotation, cellular component: plasma membrane. Gene Ontology annotation, molecular function: ATP binding; protein serine/threonine kinase activity. The transcript is spliced from 7 exons. The record is from RefSeq and is a predicted model, not a curated record. Lineage: Eukaryota; Viridiplantae; Streptophyta; Magnoliopsida; Caryophyllales; Amaranthaceae. Gene Ontology annotation, biological process: protein phosphorylation.